AUGGCAACACACACUGUUGACCGGGUCGCCCCAAAAAUAGUCGAAAAGGCCGACAAGUUACAGAAUAGACUCUCUAUCAAAGAUGACCCCUCAACACCUUCUGGUGGGUUCGAUGCGACUCCUAUUCCAAGUGCGCCUCCGGGCUACACGGUCAAGUUCACCUUCCACCGCGGUGAUAAUCUUCCCGUUGCAGACUUUGGCUGCUUUUCCUCAGACCCGUAUGUAUUUGGGCAACUUCAAGUCGAUCUGCCCCCGCGCCACAAGCAAGAUCCUCUUGUGAGCUUCCGCACUCCGACCGUUCACAAAAAUCUGAAUCCUAUUUGGAAUUGUGAAUGGGUUGUCGCGAAUGUACCGGCAUCGGGUUUUCAACUCAAGGCAUAUGUGUAUGACGAGGAUCCGGCGAAUCAUGAUGAUAAGCUGGGAAUCGCUUUCGUCAAUGUCCCUGCUUUGUCAGAGAACUGGGAAGGGAUCAAGGAACAAUCAUUCAAGGUCAAAAAGCGUUACGGUAGCAAACGUGUCUAUGUCUUUACUAAUGUUUCGGCAUUUACAACGGGUCAUCACAAGGAAUCCUUCUUGAUAAUGAGCAUCGAAUGCUUGGGGAAAACACCAGGAACCGACGGCGGCCAUAUGUACACCGUCGGCCCUCAGUAUUGGUUCAAACACCAUUCUCCUAUGAUCGGGAGACUGACAGGUACGAAAGAUUUGGUUUCAACUCAAGAUGGUAGUGGCAAAGAAAUCAGUCGUUACAACUUCCAAGCUAUUCAAAUGCAGCUCCAAGGGCCGGUGCCGCCAGAGCUCUAUCAUCGAUAUGUCGCUUUCAGGCCUCUCAUCGCAGGCAUCUUUCAAGCCCGAAGUCUGCAAGGGCGAAUUCUUCACAAGGCUCUCCACCACCAACACCAGAGGAUCUACAACUUUGAUCGCACUACCGAGAAUGGACUUUUCCCCGAACCUUGUCUAGAAUUUGUCCAGAAGUUCUUGGAGUUCGUCCACUAUGGACAAGGUGGUCGGAUCUUCACCUACGUUAUUACGUUGGAUGGUCAGCUUCGAUUCACGGAGACAGGAAAGGAAUUUGGUAUUGACAUGCUGAGCAAACAUACAAUGCACAGUGAUGUGUCGAUGUACAUUUGUUACUCGGGAGAAUUCUUUGUGCGCCGGCGCAAACACCGCCAUCACCAUGGCGCUCCAUCACGCGAGACAGAGCACGUGAUCAUGGUUGAAGAAGAAGAUCCAUGUGAAGAUACUGUGGAGCCUUCAAACGAGCCGAUAGACUACGAACUCUUCAUCGAUAAUGAUAGUGGGACCUAUCGUCCCAAUGGCAAAAAACUCCCGCUGCUGAAGGAGUUUCUAAUAUCCAACUUCCCCGGUCUUCAUAUCACAACCUUUGACUCUCAAAAUGAUGCUGAGAUUAUGGGGCAGUACAAGGAAGAGCAGCGUGAAUUUAAGAAAUCCCACGGUCAUCUAAUGACAUACCUCCAGCAGAGCAGUCUCUCGUCGCUCUCAAUUUCCAGCUCGGAUGAAGAUGAGCUGAACGAACGAAGUGGAGCGCCCAAGCACCGAAGUAAUAUUGCUCAACGGGCCCAUGAGAUGCAUGUGAAAGGACAAUUCAAGCGCUGGGUUGAGGCAGAUGGACAUGCUGAUCGCCAUAAGCAUCACUAUACCGGACGUGAGCGAGCUGCCUCUGACGGCGAGGCCAUCAGGGGCUCCAAACUACCCAUCAAUGAUGUAACAGCCUAA
Penicillium taxi is the source of this 1734-nucleotide messenger RNA. Its product is annotated as C2 domain protein. NCBI's taxonomy places the organism in Eukaryota, Fungi, Ascomycota, Eurotiomycetes, Eurotiales, Aspergillaceae. Bases 1 to 1734 code for a protein of 577 amino acids. The transcript has 2 exons. Gene Ontology annotation, biological process: positive regulation of gene expression. The record is from RefSeq and is a predicted model, not a curated record.